Molecule: messenger RNA, 2517 nt
Organism: Etheostoma cragini (Arkansas darter)
Lineage: Eukaryota; Metazoa; Chordata; Actinopteri; Perciformes; Percidae
Gene: epn2
Product: epsin 2
Exons: 10
Coding region: 647-2353 (568 amino acids)
Biological process (GO): endocytosis
Cellular component (GO): endosome; plasma membrane; clathrin vesicle coat
Molecular function (GO): phospholipid binding; clathrin binding
Source: RefSeq, a predicted model, not a curated record
CGCCGUGGUCACACCCUUCCCAGCGUCCCCCCUCCCGCUCUGCCCGCCAUGUUCUGGAGGAGGAGAUACGUGUUGCCUGGCUUUAGCUGGUUUAGCAUUAGCAACACAUAGCUAGGCGGAGGCGCAACAAGCUCCCUGAACGCCGAAAUAAGUACUCUUUUUUAUUUCCCCCUGGAAUUGGUAAAACUCGUUUAUGGAUUUGUAUCCCUAGCGUAACAGUUAAAUCUGACGUAACCUAAACAAUAUGGUGAUGGCGUGGUCAUGUGUGCAGCCAGCACUGUGUGUGUGGUGAUGGUUUUAACAGACGCUGUUCUGGAGGACUCAGGAACACUGCACUGGCCUGGAGAAGCCUCAUAAACACACACAUACACAACAGACACACACGCACACACUUGUGCACAAGAUUGACACGUACAUACGCCACCGCCGUGCCUUGAGAAAGGACACAGGCGCACGGACACAUAACUCAAGCAUCCCCUGUAGCACGCACAGACACAUUUACACCUUCUGUGUGUGUUUGUGUGUGUGUGCGCGUGCGCGAGUGCGAGUGUCAGUCUCUACUCCAACAUUUUUGGUGCCCUAGCUCCUCUUCUGUGUGAGACUGUGCAUUUUAUUUCACCCCGACUGUCCCAUCUCCCCCGCCACUAUGCCGAGCUCUACCAUCCGCCGGCAGAUGAAGAACAUGGUGAACAACUACUCUGACGCUGAGAAGAAAGUCAGGGAGGCAACUUCCAACGACCCCUGGGGCCCUUCAUCUUCUCUCAUGUCUGAGAUAGCCGACCUCACCUACAACGUGGUUGCCUUCAGUGAGAUCAUGAGCAUGAUCUGGAAGCGGCUCAACGACCACGGCAAGAACUGGCGCCACGUCUACAAGGCCCUCACCCUCCUUGACUACCUGAUAAAGACAGGAUCAGAGCGAGUGGCACUCCAGUGCAAAGAGAACAUCUUUGCCAUCCAGACUCUAAAGGACUUCCAGUACAUUGACAGAGACGGCAAAGAUCAGGGCAUCAAUGUCCGGGAGAAGAGCAAGCAGCUAGUGGUCCUACUUAAAGACGAGGACCGUCUCAAAGGAGAGCGGUCUCAGGCUUUGAAGACCAAAGAGCGUAUGGCCCAGGUGUCCACAGGGAGCACUCAGAUGGGUUUUGGCCGAGGCUCGUCUCAGCCCAACCUCUCCACUUCCUACAGUGAAGAGUACGGCCGGUCAGAGGGCUCACCUGCUUCCUACCAUGGCUCCACGUCUCCCAACGCGGGUUCAGAACUGGAGCAGGCCAGACCUCAAACCAGCGGAGAGGAGGAGCUACAGCUGCAACUGGCUCUGGCCAUGAGCAGAGAGGCUGCAGAGCAGGAGGAGCGCUUGCGCAGAGGGGACGACCUGAGACUACAGAUGGCCUUGGAGGAGAGUAAGAAAGGAGGUCCAGAACCGGCCAAGAAGAAGAGAGAUCCCCAAUCAUCUUUAAUGGAUCUGAUGGAUGUCCCUGAGCCUGGUGCCCGUGCUGACCCCUGGGGGGCUGGAGCCGGGGCUGCGGCAGCCGCUGCAUCAGAAGACCCCUGGCACUCUUAUGGGUCUGCACCUAAGCCAGUGACCCCAGUGGACCCAUGGGGUGUUACUCCUUCCGUUCCACCCAUGAAGAGUGCUGAUCCCUGGGCAUCAAACUCUACUCCUGCCCCCGACCCCUGGGGCUCCACAGCCACCCGCCCCAAGACUUCCAACAUAGGUAGCUUUGACCUAUUUAAUGCAUCCAACGGUACGUCUAAAGAGGACUUCUCAGAAUUUGACAGCCUGCGCUCUUCCUCCUCUGUCCCCACUGGUGAUGGGGGCGUAGCAUCCUCUCUCCCCUCCCAAGCCAGUCUCGCUAGCAGCGGCAGCUUGGACCUCUUCGACCCCCUGCCCGGCUCCAUUUCUAUGCCUGCCACAACAAACCCAACUAGAAAGACUCCAGAGUCCUUCCUGGGUCCCAAUGCUGCCCUGGUGAAUCUGGACUCCCUGGUGACCAAACCAGCCCAGCCUGCGCCAGUUGUCAACCCAUUCUUAGCGGCAACAGGUGGCUCUGCUCCUGCUCCAGCUUCACAAGCCCACGCCAACCCCUUCCAAGUGAGCCAGCCAGCCCCACCCACCCUCAACCAGAUGCGGGUCAGCCCCAUGCCCGCCAGCUUCGGCAUGGCCGAGCCCAACGCCCUCCCCUCGGGGCCUGCUCAGAUCAUCAGCAUGGUCCCCGAAAUAGCCAUUGCCCCUAUUGCCCGAGUCAUGCCCGGGAUGGCCGGCGCGGGGAUGUCCUUGCCCCAGCCCCUGAUGAGCAUGCCACCCCAGGCCGGGACGCAGCCCACCGGAACCACCAACCCCUUCCUUUUGUGAGGGGGGGGACCGGGGGGCGACCCAGAGUAACCCCUCCUCUCUCUUACUCUCUCUUCCACUUUGGCUCCUUAAGAAGCUUCAAAAUGAACAAGGAGAUGUCUUAUCCCUAUCUAUCCCUUCAUAACUCCUAGCCAGGUCAUAGUCCCAGUCUGCCCCCCCCCCCU